UUUCUAAAGUAGAAAAGUAGAAUGAGAAAAGAAUUUUAGGAUUUAAUUGUUAAAACAAAACUUUUAGGGACUAAAACCUCAUAACCAUAAUAGUAUAGGGACCAAAAAUGAGCGAUUACAUCAACACAUCUACGCUUCUUCGUUUCGUCACUGUAAGAAUUCAUUUCAUUUGAUCGUUUCACUUUCACAAUGACAACUCCGGCGCCUAAUUUGGGCUCCGCGCCACCGCCACCGCAAUGGGCGCUGCCGCCGCCUCCUCGUCAAGGUUUCUCCAUGGCUCCUCCUGGUAUGCCUCUUGCUCCCUCAGAUUCUUCCUCUACAGUCAUCAGACCCAACACUAUGCCACCACCAGGCUCAGGCUCUGUUCCGCUCAAUUCACAUUUCCAUCCCCAAUUAGGUCAUUCCUCGUACCAGUCUAUGCCUCCUCCCAUGGCGGCGGCUCCUCAUCCUCCUCCUCAGGGACUGUGGUUGCAACCUCCUCAGAUGGGAGGUGCUCCUCCUAGGUUACCGUUGAAUAUCAAUAUGCAGCCGUAUCAUGGCGGUCCCUUCCCUGUGAUGGUUCCACAACACGUUAUGCCUCCUUCUGUUCAUGUUCCUGAUUCUCAGCCUCCUGGUGUUACUCCGUUGUCUUCUGCUGUGGGGAUCAAGACUGACUUAUCCUCUUCAGGUGAUGGUGGCAACCAAGGUACAGAACAGUCGGAUCCUUGGACUGCCCACAAGACUGAGACUGGAGUUGUAUACUACUAUAAUGCUUUGACUGGAGUUUCAACUUAUGAUAAACCUCCUGAUUUUAAAGGAGAGGAUGAGAAAAUUUAUGUGCAGCCAAUUCCUGUAUCUAUGAUUAACUUGCUUGGAACUGAUUGGGUAUUGGUCAGCACAAGUGAUGGAAAGAAAUACUAUUACAACAAUAAAACUAAGGUAAGUAGCUGGCAGAUUCCAAACGAGGUAACAGAACUAAGGAAGAAGCAGGAUGUUGAAAUUCCAAAAGAACAUUCCUUGUCAGUGCCAAAUACUAAUGUAUUGGCAGAAAAAGAAUCUACUCCAGUAAUUUUGAAUGCUCCUGCCAUUAACACAGGUGGUCGUGAUGCAAUGGCUCUUAGACCCCCAAAUGUCCAAGGAUCAUCGUCUGCUUUAGACUUAAUAAAAAAGAAGCUGCAAGAAUUUGGAGCUCCUGUUACUUCUUCACCAAGUCCUGUACAGUCUGGAAUGGCAUCAGAACCAAAUGGCUCUAAGGCAGUUGAUGCUACAGCUAAAGGCCAACUGAGUGAUAACAGCAAAGAUAAACUUAAAGAUGCCAAUGGAGGUGGAAAUGUGACAGACUCUUCUUCAGAUUCAGAAGAUGUAGACAGUGGGCCCACAAAGGAGGAGUGCAUUCUUCAAUUUAAGGAGAUGCUUAAGGAACGAGGCGUGGCACCAUUCUCAAAAUGGGAGAAGGAACUUCCGAAGAUUGUUUUUGAUCCACGGUUUAAGGCUAUUCCAAGCUACUCCACUAGGAGAUCCUUGUUUGAGCACUUUGUUAAAACACGUGUGGAGGAGGAACGCAAGGAAAAAAGAGCUGCUCAGAAGGCAGCAAUAGAGGGUUUUAAGCAAUUACUGGAUGAAGCCUCAGAGGAGAUUGACCAGAAAACUGAUUAUCAAAUUUUUCGAAAGAAGUGGGGUGAUGAUGAACGAUUUUUAGCCUUGGACCGCAAGGAUCGAGAGCACUUGUUGAAUGAAAGGGUCCUUCCUUUGAGGAAGGCUGCUGAAGAAAAAGCCCAAGCAAUUCGUGCAGCUACUGCAAGUAGUUUUAAAUCUUUGCUUCAAGAGAAAGGAGAUAUAACUGUUAAUUCACGCUGGUCAAGGGUGAAAGAUAGCCUGAGGGAUGAUCCAAGAUACAAAUCUGUUAAGCAUGAAGAUAGGGAAGCUUUAUUUAAUGAGUAUCUAUCUGACUUGAGAGCUGUAGAAGAGGAAUCAGAAAGAGAGGCCAAAGCCAAAAGAGAGGAGCAGGAUAAACUAAGGGAAAGGGAGCGGGAGUUGCGUAAGAGGAAAGAGAGAGAGGAACAAGAAAUGGAGAGGGUACGGAUAAAAGUUCGAAGAAAGGAAGCAAUUGUGUCAUAUCAAGCUUUACUUGUGGAGACAAUAAAAGACCCCCAGGUAUCUUGGACAGAUGCUAAGCUGAAAUUGGAGAAGGAUCCACAAGGUCGCGCAGCCAACCCUGAACUUGAUUCAUCCGAGACUGAAAAGCUUUUUCGCGAACACAUUAGGAUGUUGAAUGAGCGAUGUGCACGCGAGUUCAAAGCUCUGUUGGCAGAAGUGCUGACUGCAGAUGCUGCUGCCCAAGAAACAGACGACGGUAAAACGGCUCUUAAUUCAUGGUCAACAGCUAAGCGUCUUCUGAAGUCCGAUCCCAGGUAUAACAAGAUGCCAAGGAAAGACAGAGAAUCAUUAUGGCGACGAUAUGCGGAUGACAUGCUGAGGAAGCAAAAGUCAGAAAAAAUGGAACUUGAUUCCAAGGACGACAAGAAAGUAGAUCAUAGAAGUAGAAGCUCUGGUGAUUAUGGGAGGCUGUCAUCAGGUUUGCGAGGAUCGCACGAUCGAAGGUAGAUGCUUUUUCUUUUUUGAUUUAGAGACCAACUGGCUCUUGAUUUUUCUUUGUUAGUUUUAAUCUUGAUAGUUUUGACAUUGUAAAGGGCAUAACAAAAGUAGAGUUGAAUUCUGUAAUGAUACUCAACUGAAUUUACGUUUGUUAAUUACAAGGUAAAAAUAUUGUCAAGUUUUUCUUUUCUGAUAGCUGUACAUUGUAUCAGAACAAGAUAAAUUAAUUCCAAAUUUUCUCUUCCAGUUUGAUAA
This is a messenger RNA of Cannabis sativa, 2829 nucleotides long. Its product is annotated as pre-mRNA-processing protein 40C. Gene Ontology annotation, molecular function: RNA polymerase binding; transcription coregulator activity. The transcript has 13 exons. The record is from RefSeq and is a predicted model, not a curated record. Lineage: Eukaryota; Viridiplantae; Streptophyta; Magnoliopsida; Rosales; Cannabaceae. The coding region runs from base 190 to 2583 and encodes 797 amino acids. Gene Ontology annotation, cellular component: nucleus.